Molecule: messenger RNA, 6180 nt
Organism: Brienomyrus brachyistius
Lineage: Eukaryota; Metazoa; Chordata; Actinopteri; Osteoglossiformes; Mormyridae
Product: ERBB receptor feedback inhibitor 1
Exons: 8
Coding region: 3420-4766 (448 amino acids)
Biological process (GO): negative regulation of epidermal growth factor receptor signaling pathway; regulation of keratinocyte differentiation
Cellular component (GO): extrinsic component of cytoplasmic side of plasma membrane
Source: RefSeq, a predicted model, not a curated record
GCACUCCACCCCCUGUCCUGUUUGGCGGAAAUAAAAGCGGCCACUGAUCCCACGGCGCCUCGGAGGUGUGAGAGAGCAGAGCUAGUGGAUGUCAGAAGCCCCACAGCCAAGGGCCAAGGGAGCCACCCCAGCUGCUCCUUCAGCUCCUAUAAAUAUCCCAGAGAGACAUUCAGCCGAACCCUGGCAGGCCAGACUGCAAAGGCUUUAUUUCGAUGGUGUAUUUUUAUACAGCUGGGCUUUUUGACGUCUCUUUAAGGAGCCCCAGGACUUAAAAGGCACCGCGCACUGACCCCUGGUCAGUAGCUGUACACAGAAGCCGGCCCAGAUAUCUCGACCGCCCCACCGCCAUCGCGUUGGAUUUUCGUACAAACAUCCUCUGUUCCCAGAAGCCAAGGUUUCAAUGUCUGCUGCGCUCAGACGUAGAUUUGCUGAUGAAUCCGCUUCCCAAAGCGCUUAUCUGAGAGCGAGUGCAUUUCAGCUGGCUGGGAAGUCGGUCUAGAGGGCAGGCGGCCUCACAUGAUCGCUCACAUGCGCACGAAACCAAGGGCAUUUCGGCGUUGGCAAUUAGGCCGAACGGCAGGCCUUCUUAAUAGUGACGGGAAGCGCCUGACGUGGACCUGUGAGAAGCCUGUCUGACUGAGCAGAGGCUCGACGCAACACCAUGCUGUUAUGGAGCCUGAGAACAGAUUAUAAACCUCAGUAGAAACUCAACUGGUGGCCAAGCGCACGCCGCUUAGUUUAACAGAAAGCUUCCUUUCUGAUACAAUGAUUAAGAAAUCCAGAUCUUGACUGUAGUGUGAAGCAUCAGUUAUUUAGUAUAAUUUACUGCAACAAGCACUAACUGGGAUGUAAGCUUUUAAACUUCUAAACUGUUCUGGAAGGCUAAAUAAUUUGUUGUCUUUGUUUAGUAGACACCCAAUUUUGGGUUGAGAAGAGGACUGAAGAGCCCAGUGGUGACAUCACUCUGCUAGCACAGGAUCACUGGAACAGUCCCACCCAUACAAUGUCCCACACACUGCAGUGCCGCACUGCAUAUAUCAGUCUCAUUUUAAGCUUUGGGGAGGUCUGCUAAACCAGCAAAUAAGGCCGACCAUCUGAGCUCCAGUGCUAUAGAUGCUUUGGGGUUUGUUUGGUUGGGGAAACAAAAGGACACUGAAAGAGCUUGGUUUCCCUCAUAUUUACUUUUUUUAAAUAAUCAAUUAAAGCUCCUCCUUAAUCCCCUUGAUCAUUUCAAAUCAACCAGAAGCAAAUCUGUGCAAAAAUCGCUACCUAGUAAUGCUACCACCGAUCAGUGAUUGAAGACAUUAAGACAAGUACAUGACAUUAAUGUCUGAAAGAAGAGACCAAUGGAGAUAUGGGCUCCUGUCACCCCUGCGUAUCGCAUGGCUGACUUUCCAAAGAGAAAAACGAUUGGCUGCUCAGUAUGGGUGCAGACACACUGUCAUUGUUUCAGCUUAGAGAACUGAACAGUACUGAGCUUCUGCUGAUUGUUCAGUUAAAUUAAAUUAAAUUGAAUGCCUGUAUCUUGCAUGUCGUCUAAACACCUCCCAGGUCAUACUGUUUGCUCAAAUACCAUGUCCCUCUUUUAAGGGUGAUGAUGUAUAGGGCAACUUUUUGAGCAAUAUUGCCGGGCAAGCAAAGGUUGCCUGGGCACUUUCCCAUUGAUAUUGGGCAACAAACUGCCAUCUGAAAUACUGCGAUCUCUAGAGUGCAACUUUUUGCAACGCUCCAAAUGCAGACACGCUGCCCUCACACCUUGUUGGCAACUGCGUGCAACAUUGGUCAAGAGGUUGCCCUGUGUAUCAUCGGCUUAAGACCACAAUCAGCAAAGAAGAAACAUUGUCCUGAUUUGGCCUUGAAGAACCGCACAGGUAAGUUGCAUUACACAUCUUCGAGGCGCAAGGUAAGAAACAUGAUCUGAGUGCACAAAAUAUAGAGGCGAUUAGAAAAGAUCAUCCCGGAUGACUGAUCUGCUGUUAGCACUAACUCGAGAACAGGCUUCAAAUGGAAACCAGUUGUGGACCAGUUUGGUUCAGAACAAAGAUGGCAUUUCAUUACAGGACUGGGAGUGGAGGGUUGGAAUAACCUUUCUAUUCUCAUAGCUGAAGCGUUGUGCACAGAUAUUAGUUAAACACCUAGAUAUCAAAUAUCUGAAAGAACAUAUGAGAUGAAAGACCUCCUUUCUCACGUCCUGAAGUAAAAAGCAGCCCUGUCAAGAGCUUACGAAGCCAGACUAUGUCAUUUACUGAAAAUGCUGUUACGGUCACAGUCGCAUCAAGUAGGUGGAAGGGCAGCAUCCCACGUGUGAUCGCACGGGUUCACUGUACAAUCCAUGUCGCAAUGUGCCCCCAGAGAGUCAUCCAGACAGUCUGGUGCCGGGGGAUCAUAAAAGACGAGUUUCAGGUCCCCUGAAUGGUGACUGUCCAGCAGACCACAGAAACCUGGAGGACUUUGCAAACAGUUGAACAGGACACCAUACAGGAAGUGUUCGAUGCGCUGCAAUAAAUGUGAGAUAAGUGUGAAUAAACACAGAAACCCAGCUCGCCUCAUGACCACUGAGAAGCGGAACGGACCACCGUCACUCGAUCAUGCCUAUCACCGCGGCCUGGCGAGGACAAGAUAUCAGCCCUGAAGGCCAGCUUCCUUCCGUGAGUCCAAAUGGGUCAGAAAAAAAUAGGUAAAUCACUUCAGGUUCAAGCAACUGAUCGGGGACAGGUUCCGCUUUUUGACGGACGAUGUAAGAUUCUACCCAACUGUUUUAUUAAUUACUGCAGUCCACCAUAUCUCUUAAUGAAACUAACCCUUCACAAAAAAGUGGAGAAAAUGCUAAGAAACUGCUGCAGAUUUGUGCGAUUAUUAACAUGAAUAAGGUAGGCAAAUGUGGAAGCUUCGCCAGACAGCCAUGACAUUUUAGUUCACUAAGCCUGAGUGCAUUAAAACGGUUUUGCAGAGGAACUGCUCAAUUUGGAAGUGAAUCACAAGGAGGGGGCAGCGAGGUGAAGCCUGAGGAACGUGGGCGAAUGCAGGUACUGCCUCCGGAUCCCAGCGCGACUUCCUGGUGGGAUUGGCGGCGCUGAGCCCCCAGCAGAAACCGACGAGACCUGGAAUCGCAGCAAUCCGGAGCCCGCUCAGACUAACCAGCCCCUAUCUGUCCCCGUUGCCAGACCUCCAGUUGCUGCCCAGAACGAUGUGUCGAUGAACCUGGAGAUCUUGGCACACGUGUCCUCAGCUGGAGAUGAGAGACACAAACAUACUCUUUAACAGCGGCACCGCCCUCCCCGCGGCCGGCGAAAGAGAGAAUGCUGUGGGUGUCUGAAGAUUCCGCAGCUCAUUACGCCAACACCAGCAAAGCCACUCAACCGCCCCAGCAGGCAUGCCGGCCGCCAGCCGCUAAGUUCGCCCCGUGAUCCCGGGCUUGGAUGAGACCCCAGAACAACCGGACAAUGUCCGCCGCCAGCCUGGGCGCCCCGGGGAUACGCCUGCCGCUGAGGAGCGCCUUCGCGCACGGCAGCCGCUGUCACGGCGCGGACGUCGCCGGGUCCUGCUGGGAACAGCAGCACCACCUCAACAACUUUUGCUUCGAGCUGGAUGCGGUUCCAGCGGAGUGCAGGCUGAAACCGCAGCAACGGGUCCCCGUGUCUGACGCCUUCGACGGACAGUCGGCUCUCCCCUGCUCACCGCAGAGCCCUGGUGCCCAACGUCUCCCCCCCAAGAAGUUCCGGCCGUCCCUGCUCAUCCUGACCCCCAGCCCCGAGCUCUCCUCCCUCAGCUCCCCCGAAGGUGACCAGGUGGUUCCUUCCUUCCAGCGGUUGUCUGUGUACGAGCACGCCCCUCCUCUGACGUCGGGCCGCGGUACUAAGCCCCUUCCGCCGCUUCCCGGCCCGGUGGACCUCUCCUCGGACGAGGCCAUGGAUAACGAGGUGGAGUUCUUCACCAGCACGGACGAGAGCCAGCGGCUGGUGCCAGAGUCGUGCGCCAAGCCCGUGGGCUUCCGAUACGGUGCCCUGAGCCGGCGCAGUUUCAGGGGCUGCGGGCAGAUCAACUACGCCUACUAUGACGGGCCAAGCGGAGACGGCGUCCCGGAGGAGGAGGUGCCAUCAUCUCCUCAAGCAUCGCCUCCCGUUACCAGGCAACCGGCCACCCGCGAGGUGCCCAGGCAGCACGAGCGCCCCCAGCGGAGGCUGCGACGGUCCCAUUCGGGUCCUGUGGGCUCCCUGAACAAACCCGCCGGCCUGCGUCUCUCCUCCACAAACCCAAGCACCCGCGCCCAAGACAAACCAGAGGUGCCCCCGCGGAUCCCCAUCCCGCCGCGACCAUCCAAGGGCGCCGACCUCCGCCGCUGGUCGGCCGAGGUGCCUUUUGGGGGCUGCAGUGACGAGGACAAGCCCCCCAAAGUGCCGCCAAGGGAUCCGCGAUCCUGCAGCAGUCCUCGGACUCCCAGCCCCAAGAGUCUCCCCAUAUACAUCAACGGUGUAAUGCCCGCCACCCAAAGCUUUGCCCCCAACCCCAAGUACGUGAGCCGGGCCCUACAGAGGCAGCACAGCCUGGGCUCGCAGACUCCCCACUCCCCCUGCAUCCUACCCAUCAUGGAGAACGGCAAGAAGGCCAGCACCACCCACUACUUCCUCCUCCCCAAGCGCCCUGUCUACUUAGACGGGGACAAGAUCGACAAGUUCUUUAAGGAGACGGACAGCGAGAGCGACAGCCCUUCGAGCCUAGACUGGGAUUGCGAGGCUCGACAGAAAGCACAUAUACACUUGGUAUAGCCUUAGACAGCCGGGGGGGGGAGUGAAAAAGUCAAAGAAUACGAACGACAAACGGUGCCUGAGGACCUAAACGUAUAAAAUACUCACAGCUGCUCUCUUUCUCGCACCAUUAAGGAUCUCAGUGUCUAACUAUGUUAUUUUAUUUUAUUAGAGACUAAAUGUGGUAUUAAAAAGAAACUUUCCACACAGCUACUUAGUUUUUUACCCUUUCUGUUGGUUUACUCAGUGGGCUAUUUUGAUCUAAAAGUCAAACACAAGUGACAGAUGUAGUAUAUGAGUUUGUUUGUUGCUCCGGCAUCUCACCCGUGGCCAGUGAAAUGGACCGGAAACGGCUUUGGCUGUUCUGUUCUUAUCAUGACUGUUUUCUUUUUGGUAUAGAAGCUGUUUUUUGUUUUGAGGUGCCACUGAUAUGGUGGAGUCACAGCUCGAGCUGGACUUGUAGCUGAUGUUUGGUACGUUGCACUUCGCAGAACAAGGCGUGGAUAGUAUUUCUUCAAGGUGCUUUGUCAGCUCAGACUCGCCAUGUACGAGGUACUUCAGCAAGCAUGGCUGCCAUGCAGGCAGCACACAGAGGGUGGCCUCUCCAAAGCACACUUGUCACUGUAACCUAAUAGCAUAGGCGGUGAUGUUAAAUAAUUCUCCAAUGAAGGAUAAAUCCCCUAAUCCCUUAAGACAGUGUUUCCCAACCAGGGUCUUCGGGGACUCCCCCCCCCCCCCCCCCCCCCCAGAUGCUACACAUUUUUGCUCCCUCCCAGCUCCCAGGGAAGGAGCAAAAACGUGGACUGUCUGGCAGGGAGCAAAAACGUGGACUGUCUGGCAGGGAGCAAAAACAUGGGCUGUCUGGCAGGGAGCAAAAACGUGGACUGUCUGGCAGGGAGCAAAAACAUGGGCUGUCUGGCAGGGAGCAAAAACAUGGGCUGUCUGGCAGGGAGCAAAAACAUGGACUGUCUGGCGGUCACUGAGAACCGGAUUGAGAAGCACCGUCUUAAGUGUCUCGUGAUGUGAAAAAUCAAGCGCGUAUUGCAGGUUUGCUAGCCUUUUUUUCUGUUCAUCAGCUUCACAUUAAGGUUACUGUACAUGUAUGUUUCACCUGGUGAAUGUAUAGCGUGCGUUGGACGAAUGCCGUGCGGGAGCUGGGGAGGGAGCGUUUUCCCGUGUUUCUGUGAUGACAGCUUGACCUAAGCAUAUUUGUGCCUGAAUGUGCACUUGUGUUGUGUGUGUAUGUGUGUGGGGGGGUAAGUGGAUUUUGUGUUGCUCAGCCUGGGGGAUGCUGCUGUCCGUGUAACCCCUGCCAGCUGCACUGUGGAUGUUUGUUUCAAAGGCAGAUGUUCUGUCACUGAGGAGUUCUGAACCAUGCAAUAGCAGAGAAUCUGUCAGACCUCUAUUAAAGAACAUGAAGGAUUUUUUUUUUCAA